Messenger RNA from Spodoptera exigua (beet armyworm), 4927 nucleotides. The record is from the annotation of a GenBank genome assembly. NCBI's taxonomy places the organism in Eukaryota, Metazoa, Arthropoda, Insecta, Lepidoptera, Noctuidae.
AUAGAAUGUUGUGUUAAUAUACUCUUUAUUAGUCGAAUAAUUAUGUGAGAUGAUUUGAUAUUAUGUAUUUGCUUCAGUUGUAUCUUUCGAAAAAUGCUUCGCUAUACUGAUCUUAUAUCCAGAAAACCACUCACUUUCACUGUUUUUAUAUCUAAAAGACUUGAAUGUAGCUUGGGAUAGCUACUCGGACGGUUUUCAAGACUCGCCUUUUUUUUAAUCAUACAAAUAUUAUAUGAAACUAGAUCAUUAGAUUAUAAAAAAUAACUUAAAAUGUGAACAAAACAAUUGAUAAAGAUAAAUAAGUUAUAAGUUUGUUUUAGUAACAAUAGUUUACAUUACAUUACAGUUACACAGCACAGCACUACUUCGCGGUGGCGGCGGGUUUUGUUGAGGUUAGUGAAAUAAUUACGAAAAAAAAUGUUUUAAAGUAUGUUUUUAGCUAAAACAAUCAACAAACAAGCUUUAAAUAGAAUCAUGGCAAACUAAUACAUCUUUGUGUUAUGUUAAACCACUUCUGUUCAUUCAAUUUGACGCUAAAUUAUAGGACGCGUUAGUUGACAUUUUUCUGUGCUAAGUUUGUUUCGCCUGAUAAAGUUAUCAAUAACAAGAAUACCAAUAGGCACUAUGUUUUUGUAUUAGUUUUAUAUAAUCUGGUAAAAGUUACUUAACAUUUUAUGGUUUCGAAGUUAAGACUACUUGAUACUUUUCUAUUUAUAGCCGAUUCACAUGUAACCUCUUUCGAUUUAGGCGGGAGAAUGGUGUUGGCAAAGGGCCUGAGGCCACUACAGGUGGUCUCUGUAAUAAUAUUUGUGAGAAUUCUGUCUGUAUUCCUGGUUCAAACGUGGUAUGUGCCUGACGAGUACUGGCAAACUUUGGAAGUGGCACACAAACAAGUGUUUGGCUAUGGAGCCUUGACUUGGGAAUGGCAGCAAGGCAUCAGAAGCUACCUAUACCCAAGUGUAGUAGCUGGACUUUACACCGUUCUAAAAUAUACUGGACUGGACUAUCCUGAGGCUCUGAUUCUCCUGCCUCGCAUCCUGCAAGCCGUUAUCAGUGCUGCAGCUGAUUAUAGUUUCUACAAAUGGACCGGCAACCGAAAAUGGGCCUUGUUCCUGAUACUGACAGCAUGGUUCUGGUUCUACACUUCAGGUAGAACAUUACUGCAGACUUUGGAGACUUCUCUUGUUGCUAUUGCUUUGUCUGAGUUCCCAUUCAAAGGUGGAAAAUUGGGACACUAUGAACAAGAGAGUCCAAAGUGGAUAUGGCUGGCAGUGCUGUGCGUUUUCUUGCGGCCGACAUCUGCACCCCUGUGGGCUGUACUCGGGGCUUAUAACUUGCUAACCACCAACCAGAACCGACUGAAGCUUCUUGUACGCACCUAUGUGCCUAUUGCUUUGAUCUGUGGUGGUGCCCUCGUAGCAUUGGACUCGUACUACUACGGCCGCCUUAUCGUCACCCCGUGGGAGUUCUUCAGAUUCAAUGUACUACACGACAUCGCGUCCUUCUACGGACAACAUCCAUGGCACUGGUAUCUGACCCAAGGUAUUCCAGCUGUUUUGGGUAUCAAUCUGGUUCCUGUUCUAUGGGCAACUGUAAGAAUAUUGCGACGACCAAAGGAGAACAAAAUCGGAAGCUUGCUUCUAGCCGCCGUCGCUUUAUAUGUAGCUGUAUACAGCUUCAUUCCACACAAGGAGUUUAGAUUUGUGUUGCCGCUGCUGCCAAUAUUCCUGUAUUUGGCUCAAGAUGUGAUUGUACCCUGGAGCAGGAAGGCUACAAAAUUGCACCUGUACUUGUUGGCUGGAUCAAUCCUGGUGGGUAACGCAGUGCCGGCGGCGUACUUCGGCGUGGUGCACCAGGCCGGGACCCUGCAGGCCAUGCCCCUCCUCCGAGAGGCCGCCAACAACAGGAGUUCUAUCACCUUCCUCAUGCCAUGCCAUUCUACGCCUCUCUACAGUCACCUGCACCUGAACAUAACGACCCGGUACCUGAGUUGUGACCCCCCGCUGAACCGGACGGGCACGACGUACGAGGCAGAGGCAUUCUUCAACAACCCGCUGCGCUGGUGGCGCCAGGAGACCACACUGCGCCAGGCGCCCGACCUGCUCGUACUCUUCGACCGCCUCAAGGGACGCGUCGAGAGUAUACUCGCCGGGUACAACUUGUUGCACCAGAUCCCGCAUACACAGUUCCCCGAAGGCGAAGUCGGCGAAAACGUAUUGAUAUACCAAAAAGCGAACACUCCACCCAAAGUAGCUGCAGAUGACGUCGUCUAACUCCCUACGGAUAACACCCCGCGUUCAUGUUAGUAAACCCAAUUCUAUAACAACGUAUUACACAAAGACUGCACACAGUUAUGAGUCUUACUGGUAAACGAAUAAGGAUCAUAACAGUGCGAGGCCGGUUAUAUGCAUAGACUGUUUCAAUGAUAGUAAAGAAAUCAUGUUAAGUUUUAACAGACAUAGUAUAGAGUGCCAAAACCCAGGUGUCAGAUUUUUGAUAACUUGGACAUUGGGCCAUUGCAGCAUUUACGUGUUGCAACAAGGCUUUUUGGACGUUUUGUGUCGAUGAAAACAAUUAUUUUAAUUUCCGGGUACAGUGUAAAGAAGUAUCUACAGCUACGCAAGCAAGUCUAUGUUUAUAAACAGUAAGUAGUUGGUAUACAACCUCCUCUAACGAUGCUAUAGCAAAGCAUUUUCGAACUUUUGACGACUCACGAUUUUUAUUCUAAUUUUAUUGACUCGAAUUAUAAUUCGGAUAUAAGUAAAUAAUUGGAUUUUGGUAUUAAAUUAAAUUUUAAUUAUUAUUUUAAUAUGGGAAUGUUACCCAUAAAAUGUGUUCGGAAUAGAAAAUUUACAAUUUAUAUUGUAUUUUAUACGUAAUUGUAAACUUAUACAAAUUAUAUAAUAGUAUAUUGUACAUUAAUAGUUAUAUUAACACAGAUUCCACCGCCACAUUCAUUAACAAAAAUUUAAUACAAACACAUUUUCGAUAUGACUACUUUACGUACAUAUCUAUGGCAUGUAAAAUUAUUUUAGCAUAUAAUAUAUAUUGAAACAAAUAUGUUAUGACACACCAACUUUGCCAUCUGUUUAAGAAAAGGAUAAAUAUUGAUUUAUGUAAUGAGUAGGUAUGGGUAAUGUAGUCAUAUAAGAAACAUUGCAGAAAUAUGAAAUUUGAACACGGUAUUGUAUCCCUCCCCCAAUCCCCAAUCCCUAAUUCCCAAUCCCCAAAAGGUCGGAAACGCACAGGAAAACCCCUAGUGUGCGAUCUGAAUCGCAUACUGUCACAUGAUUCAUGUUCUCGAAAACCGACCUUCCAUAAAAAUAAAUGUGUUUCGAAACAAUAUCGUAAAAGCAGUCUGCCCACUACCCACUAUAUCCAUGACUGAUAUUUGCAGAAUGCAAGUACAAAUAGUAAACAUUUUUAUGUAAUUUAUAUGCUUGCCAAAGUUAUUCAUAACGUGUAAUAAUACUAACAUCUUUUGUGCUAUGCCCGACUAAAAAUAUACAAAUAUUUUAAUACUAAACUUGUUUAUUUAUUGUUUUCGAGAUUCCUACUUUUCAUGGUAUUUAAUGUCCUGUACAAUAUAUAAUUUAAUGUGUUGCCGAAAAAUAACAUGUAUGCCUUAUACACUUGUUAUUGUUCCUUAAAUAAAUCAGCUCUUGUUAAUUAUGCAUUAAUAGUAUUUUUCCUAAGAGUAAUGGCGAGUAUGUUGUAAGAAAUACCUCUGACACUUGCCUGUUUGAUUUACCUCAUUAAUUUAAGGCCAGAUCACACCUUCCACUGCCAGAACAGUUGGCUCUUGUCUCCCAUCUUUAUAUUUUUAGUCGGGCCCAUAUUUAUUUUGUUAGACAGUUUUUGUUUUUCAUCAGACAUUAUUAAGGAAAUCAAAGCAUCCACCGAGAAAAGGUCGUUUUAGAUUUAAGACUUAUCACCAUCAAGAGAAGGUGUGUAAUUUCGGUUUCUUAUAUGCAUUUUGUGCAUGCUUCCCAAAAUGUGCAAUAGAAAUCUCACUUCAAGUAUAAUUUAAUACCUACUUACAUAUUAAUGAAAACUUGCUAUGUUGCCUUUGCUUGGAGCGGGCAUUAUAACAUAAAAUGAUUUUUAAUACCUGGACCUUUUACAUUAGUAAAUUUAUUUAAUGUUUUACGGAUUUUAAAUGCAAUAAAUUAUAAGAUUUCUUUUUUUAACGUAAAUGUAAUUUUAAUGUAAGAAUAUUUUAUUAUGUAUUUUAGUGAUGCUCAAAAUGUAAAGACAGACAAGUAUUUUAAGAUCUCUUUGUCUUUAAUAUUAUUUUAACAUUGUCCAGUUGCUGUAUCUUUUUUGUUGUUUUAUUUCUACCAUUCAUACAGUACUUUGGGUUCUGAAAGCUAUCGCAAAACCUUCAUGAAGACUAAUUAUUAAAUAUUUAGAUGUAGAAAAAAAGAGUGUCUUAGAGAUGUUAUUUCAACGUAGACAUAGAACAACAACUUAAGUACGGGAACGUAAUGCAUUUCAAAAUAUACAACAAUUUUAAUUUAAUGUGCUGGAUAUUGAUGUCUUGUUCAAAGGCUUGAAUUGUAAACUGACCAUAUUUUUUACUGCUUUGUGUGGAAAUAGAUAUUUGAAAACAAAACUUUUUCCUGCGAAAAUGGGCAGAAAUGCGCGAACUCAAAAUGAAGUUGUCCAAAAGAAAGUUCGUGUGAACACCAAUCGAAAGCGAACAUCAUCUGGGUAAUCAGAAUAAAAUUAUUUUGACACUGAAAUAUCUCUAUUUCAACAUGUUCCACACAAAGCACUAUGUAUGAUUGUGUAAAAAGCAUUAUUUGAGCAAUAUUCUAAGACCUAGGUGAUUAGGUAAAUAGGUUGUUUUCGUAUUUAAGUUAAGAACAGAAUGUCUUCUAUACAGAUGUCGAGUGUGAGUUUUGAAUAAAGAUUUUAUUUUUAA